Messenger RNA from Pelmatolapia mariae (spotted tilapia), 3447 nucleotides. It is a transcript of the gene gpc3, whose product is annotated as glypican 3. NCBI's taxonomy places the organism in Eukaryota, Metazoa, Chordata, Actinopteri, Cichliformes, Cichlidae. The transcript has 8 exons. Gene Ontology annotation, biological process: positive regulation of canonical Wnt signaling pathway; regulation of protein localization to membrane; cell migration. The coding region runs from base 271 to 2022 and encodes 583 amino acids. The record is from RefSeq and is a predicted model, not a curated record. Gene Ontology annotation, cellular component: cell surface; extracellular region; plasma membrane.
CUCGCUGCUGCAAGUGAACAGGGACUCAUAAGUUCUCGGGAUCCAUGUAGCUUCGCCAAGAAGCCCGAGAGAGCAGCUUUGCAGGGCGCACGGACUCUGGAAGGAGGAGAAGAGGAAAGCGGAAGGAUGCUGAUCCGAGCCGAGCCGGGAGCUGCAGCUUCACCUCAUCAGCGCAAACGCUGGAUCCUUCUGUAACUUUCAGCGCGCUGAACUUUACCGCUGCUACUUGCUCUACUGUCCGCUUUGGUUGAGUGCUGCUGCCCGUCAGCCAUGGCUUCCUCACCGGUCCACAGUGCGCUCUUUCUGUGCGCCUUCCUCCAGCUGUUCUCCCUUCCCGGCGGACACGUGCCAAACUGCCAGGAGGUGCGCACAGUAUUUCAGUCUCUGCACCCGGGCUCCAAGUGGGUCCCUGAAACCCCAGUGUCAGGUGCAGAUCUGCAGGUUUGCCAAACCAAAGGCCCGACCUGCUGUUCCAAGAAGAUGGAGGAGCGGUAUCAGGUAGCCGCGCGCAGCAAUAUGGAGUCUGGUCUGCAGGUUGUCAGCGCACAACUCAAACGUCUCAUCAUCCAGAACGCCGCGAUAUUCCAAGAGGCCUUUGACCUGGUGCUGCGCCACGGACGUAACUCCACCCUGACUAUGCUGAAGUCAGAGUUCCCGACUCUCGCGAGCGGUGCCCAGAGCUCUGUGGGGCAGCUGUUCCUGGACAUGUCGCUUUACAUCCUUGGCUCGGACUCCACAGUUGACCACAUGGUAGCGGUGCUCUACGGCCGCCUCUUUCCGCUCACGUACCGCCGCCUGCUGGGAGGCAGUGGCACCUCAGUGUCCGAGGAGUGUGUGAGAGGAGCUUGGAAGGACUCCGGAGCGUUUGGCCCUUAUCCUAAACUGAUGAUGACUCGACUCUCUCGCUCCCUCCUGGCCACACGAGUCUUCCUGCAGGCGCUGAACCUGGGCAUCGAGGUCAUCAACACCACAGACCAUCUGCGGCCCGGCCGAGAGUGCAGCCGGUCCCUGCUGAGGCUGUGGUACUGCCCGCACUGCCAGGGCGUGCUGGGGCCGCCGGCCUGCAGAGGCUUCUGUCAAGCAGUGAUGCACAACUGCCUGGGGGGAGCUGCAGAAGUGCAGCCUCAUUGGAGGAGCUAUAUAGAUGGACUGGGGAAGUUGGCCGGUGCCAUGAGGGGAGAGCAGGAUAUGGAGGCUGUUGUUCUUAGACUGCCCACAAUGAUUAAACUGGCUCUCAAACACGCCGUGAAUACGCGCAGCCACCUGAACACCCUGGUGAGCGGGAUGUGCGGACACACUCCUCAGCGGGCCUCUCGCUCCGUCGGAUCCCCUCCGUCCCAGCCUCUGGCCGCCUCCGGCGCAGCCCGUGGGGCUCAGCCGUCAUCCUCGGACCCCGACGAGACGUUGGCAGACCUCCGCAGGGACUUCAUAACCAGCCUGAGAGGCUUCAGCUCCUUUUACAGUGGUCUCGGGGAGGCCUUAUGCAGCCGCGAGCCUGCUCCAGUGAACCACUCCCUCUGCUGGAACGGGCAGGAGAUGACAAACAGAUAUCCUGGGCCCGGCCUUAAACGACUGCACCCCAGCUCAGAGUCCAGGAGCAACAAGCCACCUGAGCCGGUCAUCAGCCAGAUCAUAGACAAACUCAAACACAUCAACCAGUUGCUGCAGAUUGUGACGGUGUCUGAGAAGCGCUGGAGAGCCCGGUCUCGUGGAGCAGGAGCGGACGGGUGGAGCGAAGAGGGGGAGGAGGAAUUUGAGAGUGGCGACUGCGACGACGAGGACGAGUGCGCGGGGGUGUCGGGGCUGGGCCCGCCGCCACGACGCAAGCGGUUACGCAUCUUUGCAGACCUUUCUGAUAACCUGGCAAUGGAUGACUUCACCUUCCAGGAGCAGCUGUUAACCCCUCGUUUGGCUACAGCUGGGAUGGGAGGCGUCUCCUCACUCGCGGCUCCACUGUGGAGGAGCUACCUAGUUCCAAUCCUCUCCUUGAUGCUCAGUCUGUUCCCGGUCUAUCCCCACUGACCCAUGCAUUCCCAUCACCUCUUCCCUCUAGGAUUCAGUACAAAAUGUGUGGAAUGUGACAAACCUUUUUUGGAAUUCUUGUUCCUGAUAUAAAGUUUAGUGGCUCAGCAGAGGACGCAUGAACAACAGAAAAUGCUACAUUUCUCUUUAUCUGUCUGAACAAGAACCUGUUCAACCUGUGUUCUUAACAAACCUAUUAAAGCACAUUAGACGCCAUUGUGUAAAUAAGAAAGUUGCCCACUGGUCCGCUGCCACAAUGGUUAUUUCAACUUUUGCGUCCUGUUGCCUCACCUCUGUUCUCACACUCACUUCUUAUGUAAUGUAACAAAGCGAUGGAGAGACUCAUUUUUAGACAUGUAAUGGACCUAGCACACAACGGGCCUUUUAAAAAAAUAAAUAAAUAAAUGCUCCCGCUCAGUCUGUACUGAGUCACAGCCCAGCAGGUACAAACUGGAAGAAGACGAAAUCAGCUGCUGUCAUUUUCCUUCGUGGCAGUGCAUGACCUCCUGCCAGGGCUGGACUUUAUCUGGUCAGUUUUAGUGAGCUCCUUCCCCCUGAAGGAUGCAAUGAAUCACUUAUUUAAACAUGCACUGUUCCUUAAAAUGCUCUGCUACUACUCACCCUUCUCUCUGAUUGUUUAUGUCGUAGUGAUAGCUAAAUUAUUACCGACUGCUUCCUUCACACUCCCACCAUCACUGUUUGCUCUGUUUUGUAAAGCUGGUGCACUUUUUUUUAGAAACAGUAACAGCCCUAUAAUAAAAAAAGGAUCCAAGGGCUAUCAUUUGAAUAUAAGUCUCCAAAGUCAGCCUGAUAACUGUACAGGUGUAUGUUUCUCUGUGUUGGUGCCAUGUUUACAUUAACGUGUUUAUUUACAAUACUGGCAUUUUGGUUUGUGGACUAAUUAUUGGCCGGACUGUGAAGCCUUGCUGCCGUUUCUAGCUUACUCUUUAGCACUGUGCAUAAAGCGAUCAUUAAUGUGAAAUAUAAUAUGUAUAAAAACGUGUACAUUAAUUUUGUUAUGUUGCACUGGUCUCAUACAUUUCCAAGGAUGGCCUCUGUAUUUAAUCUUUUUUUCUGUGCUUUUUGGGUUAAAAGCAAAAGUGAGAUUCUUAUUGUUUCAUUUGUUUGGUUUUUUAACAUGGAUGAUGCAAACAUGGUGCUGCUGCUACCACACAGCUGACUCCACAGCUGCGAGUGCUGAGUCUGCCCAUGGCCCACUGUUUGACUUGUCAUGUCAGGAAAAGCACAGGUGUACAGCUAAGUCAUAUCAGCGAUCGAGCACGCCGACUACCAGGGUCCUGGCAGUGGAAUGCCUAAACAAAGUGCAGGCCUAAAUUAUUUGACUAGCGCCACCUGAUUUAUGUCUCCUAUGGCCAGUCACAAGACCCCUGGCCAGUGUCCCACCUAGGAGUCAUAAGAAAUAAU